AUGAUCAGGAACACUUGGAGAGACCCUGUACAGGAGACACCACUCACUGCCAGGCCCCACCUUAGUGCAGAGGAGCAGAAAGCUGCCCCCCCAGAGGAUCUGUUAGCCUGUUCAGGGGCUCAGCAGGAUAUACCACAGCUGGAAAAGCUGCAGCAGCAGCCGGGAGUGGAGUGUAUGGUUUGUGGGGACAAAUCCAGUGGCAAACAUUAUGGACAAUUCACCUGUGAAGGCUGCAAGAGUUUCUUCAAGAGGAGUGUCCGGAGGAAUCUGAGCUACAGCUGCAGGGGCAGCAGAAACUGCCCUGUUGACCAACAUCACCGUAACCAGUGUCAGCAUUGCCGCUUCAAGAAGUGUCUGAAAGUUGGCAUGAGACGAGAAGCAGUUCAGAGAGGCAGACUGGCUCACACUCCGCCCAACCCUGGACAGUACAGCCUUAACAAUGGCGAUGGCUUCCCCAGCCCUUCCUACCUCUCUGGCUUUAUCUCGUUGCUGGUACGGGCGGAACCCUACGCAAUGUCUCGCUCUGGCAGCCAGUGCAUGCAGCCCGGCAGCAUGAUGGGGGUUGAGAACAUUUGUGAGUUUGCAGCCCGCCUCCUUUUCAGCGCUGUGGAGUGGGCCAGGAAUAUCCCGUUCUUCCCUGACCUCCAGAUCUCAGACCAGGUGGGGCUUCUGCGACUGACCUGGAGUGAACUGUUUGUGCUGAACGCGGCUCAGUGUUCAAUACCGUUGCAUGUGGCCCCUCUCCUAGCUGCUGCCGGUCUCCAUGCCUCCCCAAUGUCGGCAGAGCGCGUUGUGGCAUUCAUGGAUCACACCCGGAUCUUCCAGGAGCAAGUGGAGAAGCUGAAGCUGCUGCAUGUGGACUCGGCUGAGUAUUCCUGCCUGAAAGCCAUUGCCCUUUUCACCUCAGAUGCCUGUGGUCUUUCGGAUCCUGCCCAUGUGGAGAGUCUUCAGGAAAGAUGCCAGUGCGCAUUGGAGGAUUACAGCCGUAACCAGUACCCGAACCAACCCAACCGCUUCGGCAAACUGCUGCUGCGGUUACCUUCCCUGCGUGUGGUCUCCUCUCCUGUCAUUGAGCAACUGUUCUUUGUGCGUCUGGUGGGAAAGACCCCAAUUGAAACUCUUAUCAGGGACAUGCUGCUGUCUGGUGCCAGUUUCAGCUGGCCUUAUAUGCCAAUCCAGUGAUAAGGCAGACAGGGGCAGGGGCUGCAAAGACAUUAUGGCCACGAGAUGGGAACGGGGAUUAUCAUUUGGAUUUUAAAGCAGGUUUGAACGUUCUUGUGGGCUAGGGGCUUAUACCUCUUGACACUGGAUAACAGGAGGCAUCUUUAAAAGGAAAGGAACAUGUUUUUUUCAGGUGGUGAAGCUUUUCCAGGAGUCACAGUUUCAUUAACACACAAUGCUGGAGCAAGGGAAAUCAAGGCCAGUUUUCAAUAAACCGAAACAAUUUCAAAUGAAUGACGGUGUCUUUAUAAUAUUACAGUUUCAAUAUUUGGCAGAUCUUAUGAAAAACUUUAAUUUCUUACCACCUUUUGAAUCCCAAGAUUCCCAAAUAUGUUUACAGCCAGUGAAAUAUAUUAAAAAGGUCAUUCCUGAUGUAAGGUUAAGCAGCCAGUUCAUUUGACAAUGUGCUGCUAAACAGCAAUGAACAGUGGGAGGGAGUACUGGCUGCGUUAACUUGGUGAUUUUGGUAAACGUGAUGGUAAGUAUGGGUUUGGACCUGGGAGAGAAUUCAAAGCUCUACUGCUUUAGUGCCAUGGAUCUCGUGAUGUCCAUGUGUAGCAAACGGUUUAAUAUAUAACCUGAAACUGGCCUAAAACAGAGUAUGGUGCUCCCUUACCACUGACCCUCCGACAGUGCAGCACUCCCUUACCACUGACCCUCCGACAGUGCAGCA
Molecule: messenger RNA, 1894 nt
Organism: Chiloscyllium plagiosum (whitespotted bambooshark)
Lineage: Eukaryota; Metazoa; Chordata; Chondrichthyes; Orectolobiformes; Hemiscylliidae
Product: COUP transcription factor 1-like
Biological process (GO): regulation of DNA-templated transcription
Molecular function (GO): DNA-binding transcription factor activity; sequence-specific DNA binding; zinc ion binding
Source: RefSeq, a predicted model, not a curated record